Cydia splendana is the source of this 556-nucleotide messenger RNA. Its product is annotated as protein rolling stone-like. Gene Ontology annotation, cellular component: membrane. The transcript is spliced from 3 exons. NCBI's taxonomy places the organism in Eukaryota, Metazoa, Arthropoda, Insecta, Lepidoptera, Tortricidae. The record is from RefSeq and is a predicted model, not a curated record. Bases 40 to 522 code for a protein of 160 amino acids.
AGUUUUUUUGUGUUCGCAGAAGAAUCGACGACGGCAUGGAUGGCGCUGUACUGGCUGCUAUUCAACGUGGCCCAGACGGUGGCCCUCGUCAUCACCGUGCUGUACUGGCUGCUGCUGUACGACCCCGAGACGACGGUGUACCCCACGGCGGAGGCGCUGGGGCGCGACGUGGCCACGCACGCGCUCAACUCGGUGCUUACGCUGGCCGAGCUGCUAACUGCUCGGACCCCGGCGCGCGUGGUGCACGCAUGGCAGCCGCUGCUGCUGGCAACAGGCUACGUCGCCUUCAGCGCCGUCUACUACGCAGCCGGCGGCACUAAUAGGUUCGGCGAAUCAUUCAUCUACCCGAUGCUUGAUUGGUCGGCGCCGGCGGCGGCGGGCACUGUGGCGGGCGCGUCGCUGGCGGGCGCGCUGGGUUUGCAUCUCCUCGUGUGUCUGCUGGCGCGCGCGCGCUCCGCCGCGGCCGCGGUGCUGCUGCGCCCGGGGAAACGGGACCGAGACCGAGGGACUCAGCUACCGUGAGAGCUGUGUAAAGGCCUAUGGAGCGACAACUCCU